AUGUUAAGCAAUUAUGAGAUCGAUAGUAAGGAGUCAGCAAAGCAUAUAGCUAGCUAUAUCGAAGACGGAACAUUCUUUCAAAUCUUCGACUCAAUAAAAAUUACAGCUGAUAUUUUGAAAUAUUCGAAGCUCGGGCUGAGAGAAGUUGAUUUACUCUUCAAAUCUGGAAGGGAACAAUACAACAGUAACGAUUUAUUCAGGUGUUUUCAUAAAGCUCGAGUCCAUGUUAAUAAUUACGAAGAAUUGAAGUAUAUAUUCACUCUUUUUGAAGAGAAACUUGAUUUCAGAUCAAUGAGAGAAAUUAGCCACCAAUUCGAUAAAAUUAUGCAAGAAAAUCAAAAAUUAACAGAACAAUACAAUGACCUUUACAACAAAGCACGCGAAUACUCAAAGAAAUGUGAUGAACUUCAACAAAAACUUUCACAGCAGCAAGAAUACAGUAAGAUAAUUAGUGAAUUAAAAUCACAAAUUUCUUCAAAAGAAUCCGAGAUACAAAAAUUACAAAAACAACUUAAGUCUAAAGAUAACGAUAUUUUUACCUUGAAAGAACAGUUAUCUUCCAAAGAUUCAGAUUUUCAGUCUUUGAAAUCUCAACUUUCUUCUUCAGAAAAAACGGUAAAAUCACUGAAGCAACAAAUAUCAGCAAACGAAAGCACAAUAAGCCAACUCCGCGAAAAAGAUGAAGAAUCAGAAUCAUUAAACUCCCUCCAGAAAUGCAGCAAAGCAGAUGGAGUUGAAAAUGUUCACAGAAUUUACACAAUUCUCUCAUUCGCAGCUCAAGAAGGCUACAUGGAAACGAUCAAACAUGCAGUGAGAUAUGGAUACAUUAAUGUCAAAUGCGACAUUGAACAGAAUAAUUACAGACUCUUGGGAAUGAAUGGACUUAUAUAUGCUGCAUACAAGGGAGAUCUUCCUCUUGUCAAAGCAUUCAACAAGUGCGAUGUUGACAUGAAAUUCAGAACAAAAGAAGGAGAAAGUAUCAUUCAUGCAUUCAGCAUUUCAGGCAAUCUUGAAGGCCUCAAAUAUGCUGAGAAUUUCUUAAGCAUCAAUGACGUUAAUGAGGCUGAUGAAACAGCGUUACAUUGUGGUGUUUUCUUCCUCAGAUUAGCAGUUAUUCAGUACCUUGCUAAUAAUUCUAAUGUUGAGAAGAAUAUUGUUUCAGACUCUGGAACACCAAUCAAGUGCGCAAUCAAUAGGAGUAGGAUCUAUCUUAAUUUGGCAUCUUAUUUAGAUGAUCACGGUUGCGAAUUAACUGACAAAGAAAAAGACGAACUCAGAAGUAAUAAUAAAUCAUCUUCAUCCAGUUCAGAUUCCGAUUCUGAAGAUUCUACUGACAGAGCUAUUGAUGUUUUAGGAAAAUUACUUAUUCUUAAUGCGUUACUUAACUAA
Trichomonas vaginalis G3 is the source of this 1389-nucleotide messenger RNA. RefSeq names its product RelA-associated inhibitor family. The record is from RefSeq and is a predicted model, not a curated record. The transcript has a single exon. Gene Ontology annotation, molecular function: transcription factor binding. Lineage: Eukaryota; Parabasalia; Trichomonadida; Trichomonadidae. Gene Ontology annotation, biological process: regulation of transcription by RNA polymerase II. The coding region runs from base 1 to 1389 and encodes 462 amino acids.